UUUGUAGAACUUCUCGUCAAUCUUGAUGGGAAAAAAAAGAGAAAAAAAUAUGAUAGAAAAUCCUCGUCUCCAGUAAACGUCAAAGAAACGUCAAAUUUGAGACAAUGUCGUAAAAUUUACUCUAUUUGCUCGCGAUAAGAUUCGGCCUAUCGACGUCGUUUAAUAAUAUCAGAUAUGGAUACGUGCCGAUGUGGCACGAUUGGCGAUACCACGAAGACGAAGACGAAGACGAGGACGAGGACAACGACGAGGACGGAUGGCCAGUUUAUAACCUAAAGUCUCGUAUUCGUGUGUGCGAUUAUCGCCUUUUUUUCGUGAUGUAAUAUAUUAUUAACAGAGGAGUACAGCGGUAUGUUGAAGCACGUAACGAUGGACGACACAUACGAGCUGAACUUGAAGAACGUAGUCAGCUGGGUCGCAUCCAGUGCGUUAAUUUUCGGCGCGGUUAUACCGUACAUACCGCAAUACAAGGAGAUCAAGAGGAAAGAGGACGCGGAAGGAUUUUCCCUCUACGUUUGUCUCACCCUUUUAAUCGCCAACACGCUUCGUAUAUUAUUUUGGUUUGGUAAACAUUACGAGCUUCCACUUUUAUUGCAAAGUUUACUCAUGAUUGUGGUGAUGUUUGUUAUGAUUAAGCUCUGUAUUAAUGUGCAAAACAGGACGCAAAUAAUCAAAUCGAAAGAGCGUGUACUUACAGAUUUGGACGCUAGAUUUUUUUGGAAGUGGACAGAUUUUAAGUCCUAUCUGGGUUUUAUGAUUCUAUUUGCCAGUAUAGGUGGCUUGUUAACGUAUUUAUUUAUGGAUAUUCCAACGUUUAUCGAAGUUGUUGGGUUCUUAGCGGUAUUGAUAGAGGCUAUGUUAGGAGUUCCACAAUUUCUUCGUAAUUCGUCUAACAAAUCGACUGUAGGGAUGAGUAUAGCUAUGGUGGCAAUGUGGACUGUGGGAGAUAUUUUCAAAACGUGUUAUUUUGUUUUGAGAAACACACCCGUGCAAUUUCAGGUGUGCGGUGCUCUCCAAGUCACAAUUGAUAUCGCUAUUUUAGCACAAGUGUACCUUUAUAAGACUAAUAACAAUGUACAUGCAAGAGCUCCCAUAAGAUCAGACUGAAGAUUGUUUAACAAGUUAUUUCUCAUCUAUAUCUAUAGAUGCAGAUUUUUUAUUUGUCAUUGCUGAGAGAUUUAACAAAACCUAAAAAGAAUAUAUUUUUAUAUUGAAUAACCUCGAGAAUCGAGGUAUAUUUGAAAUA
This is a messenger RNA of Formica exsecta, 1246 nucleotides long. RefSeq names its product PQ-loop repeat-containing protein 1. The transcript has 4 exons. Lineage: Eukaryota; Metazoa; Arthropoda; Insecta; Hymenoptera; Formicidae. Gene Ontology annotation, cellular component: endosome; trans-Golgi network. Bases 352 to 1107 code for a protein of 251 amino acids. Gene Ontology annotation, biological process: phospholipid translocation; retrograde transport, endosome to Golgi. The record is from RefSeq and is a predicted model, not a curated record.